Molecule: messenger RNA, 2505 nt
Organism: Galleria mellonella (greater wax moth)
Lineage: Eukaryota; Metazoa; Arthropoda; Insecta; Lepidoptera; Pyralidae
Product: proton-coupled amino acid transporter-like protein pathetic
Exons: 16
Coding region: 178-1686 (502 amino acids)
Biological process (GO): amino acid transmembrane transport
Cellular component (GO): vacuolar membrane
Molecular function (GO): amino acid transmembrane transporter activity
Source: RefSeq, a predicted model, not a curated record
CUUAGAAUCGCUUAUUACAUAUUUCUGUAAUAUUAUAAUUAAUAUAAAAUGAACAUAAAUAAGAACUAAUAGAAAACAAGAAGUUAAAAUUUCUUUAUUAUAUAAUUUCCUUCGUCAUAUCAUUUGAAUAUCUUAUUUAUAUUUAACUAAACUUACUGAGUAAAAAUUUAUCUAACAAUGUCAGCACCAGAAAAGAAUAAUGAAGAGACGAAUGAAAAUAAAAACCAGAGCACUCUGGAACCAGCUCAAGAAGAUAAUACAGAAGCUAAUGAAUACCGAAACAAUCUUGAUAAAGUUCAAAGAGAUAAUCCUGCGGAUACAACAGUAUACGACAACGACAAUUACGAUGUUGCUUCUGUGUACACAUUGAAAGGGGAAUUAUCACAAUACAUCGACAGAAGUGAAAGUUCACUGUACCAUGAAUAUUACCCAGGAAUUGAAUCUGUACAAUAUAAUUACAUACUUGAAAGGCAAAAUCCGUAUUCGACUAAUUUUCUAGAGUCUAUGAGUCAUCUAAUCAAAAGCUGCUUAGGUGCUGGUAUCCUGGGCAUGCAUGAAGGUUUUAUGUAUGCUGGAAUUUGGACGUCCUUAGUCACAGUUUUCAUUCUUGGAUUAUUUAUACCUUAUAGCAUGCUAAUGUUGGUGACUUGUGCUCAAAAGAUGUACGUAAAAAUUCGUGUACCAAAACUUACAUAUGCUGAUUUAGCUGAGGCAGCUAUAGCUACUGGACCACUUAAACCUUGCAGGCGACUUAGCAAAACGUUCAGGUAUAUAGUGGAUUUUUGCCUUUUCUUGCAAUUAUGUGGAACUUGUUGCAUUUAUGAAAUCAUGAUAGCCGAUACUCUUAAACAGGUAAUUGAGACAGCAUCGAAACAAAAUUUUUCAUUAAGAAUUUACAUCGUCAUAUCCAUGAUACCCCUACUGGUUUUAACUUUAAUUAGGAGUUUGAAAUAUUUGGCACCGUUUGCUUUGGUCGCUGAUUUGUUUGUUGCGGUAUGCAUAAUAACGACUAUGUACUACAGUAUAGCAGUUGCAAGUGACAUAAGAGAUCGACCAGCUUGGAAAAAUUUUCACGGUUUGAUCGAAUUUUGCGGAGUUUGUAUUUACAGCAUGGAUGGAAUACCAAUAGUACUGGCGGUGGAAAAUAAUAUGAACACACCUCAGUACAUUAAGCAUGUUAUAUUGUACGGCAUGACAAUUGUGGUUAUCGCUGUAACAAUUACAGGAUUCUUUGGAUACUGGGCGUGGGGGGAGUCAUGUCGUACCCCCAUAACUACCCACAUGCCAAUGGAAAUGCUUCCAAUCAUACUUAGAUUUUUACUGGUAGGAAUGUUGGCUGUGACUUUUGCUGUGCAAUUCUGGGUUCCAUUUCGAACAGUAUGGCAUUACAUUGGAAAGAACUGCCUAAGGAAACGUGCCUGUUGGGAGAGAUUUUAUAGAUUGUUGCAAGUAGUUGCAAUCACAGCUGUUGCUCUAAUAUUUCCAAAUAUGAUUAAACUAAUGAUUUUUAUGGGUGAUUUCUUUCUGGCGUUCAUCACUUUUAUAUUUCCAGCGCUUAUAAACAUAAAUGUGACUUGGAACGAACACAAACCUAGGACUAUUAGAUGGAGUUGCAUAAAGGAUGUGGCCAUAAUACUGUUUGGUGUUGUUUUGUGUGUCGGCUCAUUAUAUUCAUUAUUUGAUUAAAUUGGACUCCAUUAAAUGAUAACACUGCAUGUUUUAUGGUAUGGUGUAGAUGGCAGGUCUCUAAAUCUAUAAAAAAAAAUGCAACAUACGAUUUUUUUAUUAUUAUUACAUCACUCUGAGAAAAUGGGGGGAAAGGGAUUGUUAGUAAUGGAGACUAAGAAUUUCAUUGCUAGCAAUAUACCUAACCACCUCCACGUGGUUCCCCCUGGAAACUAUCAUGGUUAAUUCCUGAUGAAUUCAUCAUGACAGGCUAACUGGCCUGUUUUCACUUUCAUCGAUCACCCUUCAUUGGUGUUCCGCCAGUGUAUCCCGUUAGCGCUGACGGGGUUGCCGUUGCAUUUUCACCUAUCAAUAAAAAACUUUUUUUUUUAUACAACUUAGAAUGGUAAGCAAACUGACGGCCCACCUGACGAAAAGUGGUAACUGUCGCCUAUAGACAUGAGCAGUACCAUGAACAUAACUGAGUAUACUGUUUCGCCCAUGAUAUUUAUUGGGUACCUCUGUCCCAUUCUUGUUUCUACCGUGAAGCAGUUGUGUUUGUGGCUGGCUGUGUUUCGGUUUGAAGGAUGGGAUAUGGCGUGAAUUUACAGGGUACAGAGGAAUAACAUCUGAAUCCUCAAGAAUGGCAACGUAUGGGGGAUAUCAUGGGCGAAACAGUAUACUCUGUAAUGUCCAUAGUACUGCUUAUGUCUAUAAGUGCCGGUUACCACUUUCCAACUGGUGGGCCGUCAGCUUGUUUUCCAUUAUAAGUUGCAUAAAAAUAUACCUCCUCCUUUUUAAGUCGGUUAAAAAAUAAAAAGAAAUUAGAGUAGUCUGUCA